CGGCCGCUCCGCCGGGCCCCGCGGCCGCCCCACGGCUGCCCCACGGCCGCUCCGCCGGGCCCCGCGGCCGCCCCACCGCUGCCCCACGGUCGCUCCGCCGGGCCCCGCAGCCGCCCCGCCGGGCCCCACCGCUGCCCCACCGCUGCCCCACCGCCGGAGCCAGGCGGCACGUGCCGGGAUGAGACCCGGGCCCGCGGCGCUGCUGCUGCUGCUGGGGGUGACGGCGGCAGGCACCGAGGAGUGCGGCCGGAGCGAGUUCCGCUGCGGGGACGGCGCCUGCAUCGCCGGGGCGUGGGUGUGCGACGGCAGCGCCGAGUGCGGGGACGGCUCCGACGAGACGCCGGAGGCCUGCCGCUCCCUCUCCUGCUCCCCGAGCGAGUUCAGCUGCGGCGGCCGCCGGAGCCGGUGCGUGCCGGCCUCCUGGCGCUGCGACGGCCACCGCGACUGCGAGAACGGCUCCGACGAGCUCGACUGCCCCCCCCGAGCCUGCGGCGGGGACCAGCUGCGCUGCGGCGGCGGCGGCUGCGUCUCCCGCGCCUUCGCCUGCGACGGGGAGCGGGACUGCGAGGACGGGGCGGACGAGGCCGGCUGCCCCCCCCCCGCCCCCUGCGGCCCCCACACCUUCCGCUGCAACGACUCGACCUGCGUCCCCCAGCUCUGGGCCUGCGACGGGGACCCCGACUGCCCCGACGGCUCCGACGAGUGGCCCCGCAGCUGCGGCUCCCCCCGGCCCCCCCCCGCCUGCCCCCCACUCCAGUUCGCCUGCGGCUCCGGCGAGUGCGUGCACCGGCGCUGGCGCUGCGACGGCAGCCCCGACUGCCCCGACCGCUCCGACGAGGAGGGAUGCGCCACCACCACGUGCCGCCCGGACCAGUUCCAGUGCCGGGACGGGCGCUGCGUGCUGGGGGUCCGGCAGUGCGACGGCGAGGCCGACUGCCCCGACGGCGCCGACGAGGAGGGAUGCCACAACGUGACCACCUGCGACGGCCCCUACAAGUUCAAGUGCCGCUCGGGCGAGUGCAUCCCGGUGGAGCAGGUCUGCGACCGGCGCCGCGACUGCCGCGACUGGUCCGAUGAGCCCAUCAAGGAGUGCGGGGUCAACGAGUGCCUGGACGGCAACGGCGGCUGCUCCCACGUGUGCCGGGACCUCCGGCUGGGCUACGAGUGCCUCUGCCCGAGGGGCUUCGCCCUGGGCCCCGACGGCAAGAGCUGUGAGGACAUCGACGAGUGCCGGGACCCCCGCAGCUGCAGCCAGCGCUGCCACAACCUGCCCGGCAGCUACAAGUGCGAGUGCGGGGGGGGGUACCGGCUGGACCCCCGCAGCCUCGCCUGCCGCGCCCUCGGCCCCCCCGCCGCCCUCCUCUUCGCCAACCGGCACGAGAUCCGGCGCCUGGCGCUGGACGGCGGCGGGUACCGGCGCGUGCUGGGGCCGCUCAAACACGCCGCGGGCCUCGACGCCGACGUCGCCGCCGGCACCGUCUACUGGGCCGACCUCGCCCAGCGCAAGAUCUACCGGUCGCCGCUGGCCGACGGCAGCCGCCAGGUCGCCGUGGCCGAGCUGGGUCUGGGGUCUGCGGACGGCGUCGCCCUCGACUGGGUCCACGGGAACAUCUACUGGACGGACUCGCGGCUGGGCGCCGUGGCGGUGGCGGGGGGCGGGGGCGCGCGCCGCGCCACGCUGCUGCAGGAGCCGGGGGCCAAGCCCCGCGCCAUCGCCCUGGACCCCCUGCGCGGUUACAUGUACUGGACGGACUGGGGCGGCAGCGCCAAGAUCGCCAAGGGCGGCCUCAACGGCGCCGACUGCUUCGCGCUCGUCACCGAGGGCGUCGAGUGGCCCAACGGGAUAGCGCUGGACCUGCCCUCGCAGCGCCUGUACUGGGUGGACUCGCGGCUCCACACGCUCUCCAGCGUGGACGUGGACGGGGGUCGCCGCCGCACCGUCCUCACCGACCCCCACGUGCUCGCCCACCCCUUCGCCGUCGCCGUCUUCGAGGACACGGUGUUCUGGAGCGACGCGCUGCGCGGGGCCAUCUUCAGCGCCCACGGCCGGACGGGCGCCGGCGUCCGCAGGGUGGCCCAGGGGCUGCCCCCCCCCGAGGACGUCGUCCUGCUGCACCCGCUGCGGCAGCCCCCAGGUACCCCCGCCCCCCGCCCCCUGUCCCCCCGCCCCCUGUCCCCCUGUCCUCCU
Phalacrocorax carbo (great cormorant) is the source of this 2188-nucleotide messenger RNA. NCBI's taxonomy places the organism in Eukaryota, Metazoa, Chordata, Aves, Suliformes, Phalacrocoracidae. The record is from RefSeq and is a predicted model, not a curated record.